This is a messenger RNA of Impatiens glandulifera, 718 nucleotides long. RefSeq lists its product as uncharacterized. The transcript is spliced from 4 exons. The coding region runs from base 1 to 510 and encodes 169 amino acids. NCBI's taxonomy places the organism in Eukaryota, Viridiplantae, Streptophyta, Magnoliopsida, Ericales, Balsaminaceae. The record is from RefSeq and is a predicted model, not a curated record.
AUGGUUACUUACCAAUCGCCACAGCCUUCGCCUGGUAGUAGCGAUUGGUUAUUUAAUCAAUCGCCAUAUGUCUAUAGCGAUUGGUCAUCCACCAAUCGCCGUUGCCAAUCAUGGCAAUGGCUAGAAGACUUUUAUCGAUUGAGAGCGAUUGAUAACUUCCCUUAUUCUUUCUCUGUCCUUCCAACCAUUCAUUCGUCUUCAACAUAUAGCAGCAACAUCAGCAGCCCAUCUCUCUGUCUUCCUUAUUUCAGAAACCCAUCGACCUCUCUUUACCUUACCUUUUUUCAGCCGAUCCACUUCAGCAGCUCAACUCAUCCGAUCAACAUCAUCAUCUUCAACAGAUCUUCAUUAGUUCAGCAACAGAUCAUCUUUAUCAUCAACAUUUCAUUGGAUUUAAUGGAAGAAGAGAAAACAGAGAAUGAAGGAAUAUGGAUUAUUUGGUUUUGGAUAAACUUGAAGAUGAGAAAAGAGAAGGAUCCAAAUCAAGUAACUAAAGCUACUGGACAGUGAAGACUUGGAUAUCGAUAUAUUUUUGGUAAGAAAAGUUAGUCCUCUCCUUAGAGUAGUGUAUUAAGGGAGAGUUAGAAUGAUGUAUUUUGUAAACCUGAAGAUGGUAGCAAUGUCACCUUGUAAUUUUGGACUUUUGAUGAGGUGGCAAGAACAUAUUGUAGCUGAAAGGAUUUUUGGUUAAUGAAAGAAGGGCGAUAUUUUGAAUUAA